Messenger RNA from Yarrowia lipolytica CLIB122, 1620 nucleotides. RefSeq lists its product as uncharacterized. NCBI's taxonomy places the organism in Eukaryota, Fungi, Ascomycota, Dipodascomycetes, Dipodascales. Gene Ontology annotation, biological process: SNARE complex assembly. Gene Ontology annotation, cellular component: phosphatidylinositol 3-kinase complex, class III, type II; lytic vacuole; endosome. Gene Ontology annotation, molecular function: SNARE binding. The record is from RefSeq and is a predicted model, not a curated record.
AUGGGACAUAGAGACAGACACAAACUGACUCUAGCGUCGUCCAAGCGCCGGCUUCGCCACGUCCAUCGCCUUUCCUUCGCCAAUGUGGUUUGUGUGCGCGGCAAAAACGACCUCAAAAGCAUCUCUUCGGCGCUCGCCACGCCCCUGGACACCCCUCCGACCCGGCCAGCGUCGCCCUUCAUCACUAACCACGACUCUCAAUUCCGCGUUUCUCAAAAAGGCUUUUUGCCGUUUGUGACUGCCAAAAAGGCCACGUCGACCAAUGUUUCCAUCACAACCAAGGGCGAGUCAGAGCCCGAAAACGGAGUUCAUGACGAGACUACGGAGCCUAAAACGAACGGCAAAGAACUCAUGCCGGCCCCAACUAUCACCAGCGUCACGGAGUGUCCCGCGCCAACUCCCGAAGUCGAGAUUUCUCGGGGACCCAGCACAGACUCACUGAACGACGAACUCAUGGAAUACCACCCACCCACCGCAUUCUUCUCAAUCCACGACCCAGAACAUAAAGACGAGCCCAUCUACGUAUCGUCCUUGUUUGUGCACGAGUCGAACUUUGGCGCGGACCUGGACUUUGACAAAAACUACAGAGAUUUAAAGGAGAUCGUGGUGGUUCUGUGGCUCGAGGACAGCGACGACGCAGAGCUGUUCCGGCCCUCGGUAUAUCGAGUCGAUUUGUCGUCUUUACGAUACAUUGGCCAGGAUGAAUCAACAGCCCGUCGGCAGAGCCAACUAGUCCUGUCCCUUGACGACGGUUGUUUCACUCCGGGAACUCCCUCGGCCUUUCUACACCAGGUGUCUUCUUCGUCUGGGUUACGCACACCCGCAGAGCCCUUGAAUGCCACGUCAUUUGACCAGAUGCUCAAGGUGCUCAAUAUGGAACAUCUUGUGAAGGACGCCGAACACACCCGACAGACAAUCUCGAAGGAGGUAGAAACUCUGACGCGGAAUCGGGAGCUGAUGACCAUGGCUGAACGUAGUCAGAACUACACCACUGCUGAAAUAGCCCGGAUAAAGGAAGCCCAGGCAGAAUUGGCCACCACGAAGUUCAAGUUGGACCAAAAAAGGGCAAAGCUCGUGCAGGACAUAGAAACGAGGCGUGCGUACUUGAGGAGCGGGGAAAUGCUGCAAGAUAAGGCUAGGGAGGCGCUACAGGAUGUACCUACGGAUCUGCACAAGCAAGUUCAGGACGAAAAGCGAGCUCUUUUCGAUAUCAGGAAACAGGCUCUUCAACAACUUUGUGAAAUCUUUCCUAUCACUCAUAGGAAUGGCUCGUACGCAAUUGCCGGCCUAUCACUAACCUCCCCCGACGAACACGAGCAGACAUUUGCAUAUUCUCUUACUUGCGAGCUUCUGAUGCUCCUUUCUGGGUUGUUUGAGAUUCCGCUGAAGUAUCCCAUCACACGUGUGGGCGCUCAUCAUGCCAUCUUUGACCCGGUGAGCGUGAUCACCGGAUCGCGUGCGUUCCCUCUGUUCCCCUCGUCGUUACAGUAUCGUUUCGAGUAUGCCGUGUUGCUGCUCAACAAGGACAUCCAGAUGAUUUUGGAGCUGCUUAAAAUACCCAUUGCAGAUGGACGGGAGACUUUGGGUAUGUUGGCCAUUCUUUUGGCCGUCAACAUGUAG